CGCCGCGUAUACGAGUGCUAUAUACACAGACGAUUAUAUAUUUUUUUCCUUUCUCGCUAUCUCUUUCUGCCCGGCCCCUCCUCUCCUUCCUUCCUCCUCUCUCUCUCUCUCUCUCUCUCUCUCUCUCGCUCUCGCGCUCGGGCUCAGCUGUACAAUACGCGCUUGCUCUCUUUCUAUACAUAUACUCCGUUUCAGCCUUAUGCCGUGUAUGCUUUUGUCUCUGUCUUUCUCUCUAUACUCCGCGCUUUCUCAACGUUUGUGUUUUAAAUACACACGCACGAGCACUCACACAGUCUUGGUGCUAUUUACCCCCUCCUUUGUUGUCAUGGCGAGCGCUGCAACGGUGCAUCAGCACUGAUGGCGAUCAACACGAUCCAUCUGUGCACUGCGCAGUCUAAUACUUACUCGUUCGAUCUACGUUGUUCACACUUGCACAAGAGCGUUUUUCGUAGCACAAACUUUACAGUCCUCGCUUUUCUCUUUCUUUCGCGUCCGCGUACAUUCCACAUCUGCGCUCUCGAUGCUGCGCGUCUGCCGUCUCUUUCUCUCUCGCGUCGCGUAUAUACUUAUACAUAUACCUGCCUUGAAUAAAGCAGGAGUCUCGUAUUAUAGUAGGUAUACGAGAAAAACAAGGGGCACUCGUAUGUGUGUCCGCGCGCGUGUGUGUGUGUGUGUGUAUGAUACACGAGUCCGUUGGAUUCGCGCAAGCUGAUCUCCUCUAUAUUUUGUAAACAAAACUUACGUUCCCACUACUGCGAAUCUAAUUCCGGACGCACGCUGUAUUUACUUGUAUUAUUGUCUUAUCGGGGAAGAGUAAGCUGAUAUCGGAUUCUAAUUCGCCUUCUGUAAUCUUGUGUACAUUGCUACAAUCAUAUGCCAUAAAUGUGCGCGUCGGUGCAGAGGAGGACUCUGCAUCUUGAAAAAAAGAAUUAGCGGGUCGUCAACCUCUGCGGAUCAGAAAUCUCCUCUCGACUUUCUAUUUCGUUUCUUUUCUCGUUACGGCACAUUUAAACGAUUAUAUACCGCGCGUUAGCAGUUGCAUCAGAGCGGCGUUUAAUAAUAAAAGCUUGUAUAUUGGCUUGAAAUUAAUAACCAUUUUCAAAGCGGCAAGUUUGCAUACGUAGCUAUUAUACACGACGACGACGAGACUGCGCAAUCACGAGAGUAUUACAUACGUAUAUAUAACUUGGAAUUGUGCAUUCGCGCACCUGCGUCGUCGAUCUAGCUCCAAUAUAAGUAUAUAUAGUGGAACAAUCGUUUCCAUCACAGAGUCUAGCUCGGAAACGAUGUAAAAAAAAAAGCAGCUUGCAUAACAGGCCUCGGUAUGAGCCAAUCGCUUAUCUAGACUUGGAACAUUAUUAAACACGAGGCAUCGCUUGAUAUUUGUCAGCGCAUUUCAGACAACACACACACACACACACACACAAGCCAGUCGCGAUAUCGCGUUGUACGAUCUAUAGCUCUCGACAAGAGUCCUUGACCCACGUUUCAUUCCUCUCUCUCUCUCUCUCUCUCUCUCUCUCUCUCUCUCUCUCUCUCUCUCGCUCAGCUCUCCUCUCUGCAUAUACACAUCAUCGGAUAAACAGACAAUCCGCCCACGUCUGUUUAUACGAUUUGCGCGUAUGUUUGUUCGUAAUAAUGUCGAUCAGUGGUUGGGAUUCAAUUAGUCGUGAGCUUCGCUGAUGGGAAAGGAUCUUCAUCGUCGCUCGAACAACUUCUUUGUGCUUUGCUUUAAGAGACAAUGACAGCUUUAUUCGUAUUCCGAUUUAAAUUCACUCGUCCAUAUGACGAAUAAAAAUCCGCAGCCUACGCAGCAUAUCAGCUCGAGAAUCCUUUGGUAUGUGCGCGUCAAAUGCCUAUACCUACUGCGUCUCAUUGUGGCGAAUAACGUCGUCAUCGAAAAAAAAAAGCGCGCGUACUGCGUAGUAAGAAGCUGGGGUGACCAUAAGGCUCAUACGGAGAAACUUAACAAUUGAGUUGUGAACAAUAUAUUGCCCACUAUCAAUAAUCUAGCUUAGUCCAGCAUUUUGUUCAUCAGAAAAUCCAACAAGUAUCAGCUACACACACACACACACGCGCGCGCGUGCUUAAUGAUUAGUGGGCUUCACGUAGUAUUACACGCGCACGGUUCUCUCCCUCUUCUAUGUGCCAUUGAGAUAAAAAAGUGGGGGAAAUAUUUCGGCUCGACCCGAGUAUUCCAGGCUGCUAACAGAGAGGCGCAGGUCCGUCAGUCAUUGCCGGGAAUAAAUUCGGAUAUCGGAGGGGCUAGGGCUGCUCGUUUCUGCCCAAAGAUCACACUGAGCGUUAUUUGCGCCUUCAGUGAUUUUUUCGCCGGUUACUCUCUCACACACACGCACACACACACAGAGGAAGGAUUUUCGCUUCCCUUAUUUUCCGUUAUACUCCCAAGACUCGCCAAUAAUCGUCGGCGCUUAUCGCGAGUUAUGCAAACGCGCAUUAGUGCAACUGCGAAAAUAGCUCUCGGCUGCGUGUAAUCGAUGCUUUUAUUUAUACGCGUAUACUCCCUUUUUAUAUUCACGCAUAGGCUGUAUCAGGGCGAGUUUAGACAGGACGACGCGACUGGCAUAGUACGUCGAUCGUGCGAUGGAGCAAUCUAACUUUUCCCUGCUGCUGGAAAAUCAAUUACGAGGAACAGAGCACAGAGUGUUGUGUACAGUUUUUCGCCCUAAUGGGAAUUACUCGGAGCUCGGGAACUCUCGCUCGAGUGUAUAUAGAGUUUGCUUGCGCGAGACAUAAAUUUAAUUACGACAAAAGGCAACGGAUCUGUGCCGAGCGCGCGAGGCUGAGAUUAUUACUCUAUUAUAACACUGUAGAGAGAAAUUCAAAAUUAAAAAUAUCUUUCUCUCUGUGUGGAUCGCGGAGAGAGCGAUAUUGUUUACCUAUAUAAAUUCUUUCGACAUCGUGUAUACGAGAAUUUCAUUAUAAAACGUCGUCGCCACAUAGCUGCUGUGCAAUUUUGCGGCUUUUCUUCUCGGAGCUGUAUUUAGCUGUAUCUCUCUGGUUAAUUUCUGACUGAUUACAUUAGCAAGAUUAGGCCAUAUAUACCAAAGCCCGUGAGAUAUGUGACGUUGUCAGGGCACCCGCAGGUACCAGCCGCUUCGUUCACAGCUUUUUCGAAACAGCUCGCAGCCUUCGUCCUUUACAGCGAAUUUCGCUCUGCAAUAGCCUCGAUCCCGCAGUCUAGGCCCUGAAUUUCCCGCUGAAACCAGUCCGUCCGCAGCGCGAAAAAGAAUCAAAGGGCUCCACGUCGUGUAUACGUGACUGGCGUCGCGUCGUGUUUUCGAGCUCGUAGUAGUACUAUAUAUUAUGCGGUUGAGUCUGUCUCUCUCAGUCGGACGGGCGCAGGUUGCCACCGUUGCGCUCCGCGACGCGGCUAUAGUAGCGUAAACACGAGCCUCGUUUCAAUAAUAAACACCAGCCGACCUCAGUCACUCCCCCCCCCCCACCUACUCUCUUCCCUUCUCCGUAGUAUUAUAUAGUAGCUGCUGUCUCUUUCAUCGCGUUCUUUUACGUCUCUUUUUUCAAAUCCUACUAUGUACUGCUGCUGUACCGGACGGAGCGGUGCGAACCAUUUAAAGAGCUUUUCUAAUUAGCCGCUUCUUUUUCGAUUUCGUGCAGCCAUUUGUCGUCGUUAGGCUGCCGGUGAUCCACUUUGAAGAGACGCGAUGUGCACGUUUCGAAUUUUCACUGAAGAUCCUAGUUCUGCGGAGAUGAAUUGAGAGAAGAAAAACUGGUUUCACGUUAAUAUAAGCGAGUGGAUAAUAUUGCCAUUCAGGAGAUGCAGAUGCAAAUUGGAGUCUCCGAUUCUUCCGAGAAUUAAGAAUUAAAAGUCGCGAUGCAAAUUUAAAAAUAGAAACUUCAAGCUAUAAAUAUGUAGCGACGCAUAGGUAAUCGAGCCUCUAAUUCUCCUCUCGACCAAUCAAUCUUCAUGACGAUCAAGCUCGCCACGUAUAACCUCGCGGAUAUUCAUUACUUUCAAUUAUAUCCACUGCUUUAAAGAGACUUUAAUCGCGUUUCGUUAAACAACGCGCUGCGGCACUUCCUAACUAUAAUCGAACGAUUUUCCCUCGGAGGCAAAAAGUAGGUGAGCGCAUUGCUGAAGCUAACUUUUUCCGACGGCUACACUUACACGCGCACACAACGCCAGUGAGCUAAUAUACCGCGCUGCGCGCGCAUCAUCUCUUUUCCCUCUUUUAUACCUAUAUACACUCGACUCAUUUUUCACCGCCUCUACGUUUUCGACGUUGUGCGCCUUUUUUCGCUAUAGCUAAAAACGACACUAAUACGAAUCCAUUUUGUAUUGGGAGCUGCUAUCCGGUUGUAUCGAGAGCCGAGCUCUCGUCGUGUGUGCAAAGUUUGUCAACUCUUCUGCUGCAGCGACGGGUUUAAUUGCUAAUCGAUUUUAUCCAGCGGCUUGUUAUUGUGCACCUCUGCACGCUGGAAUCUGGAAUUUACUGCUCUUGCGCGGAGAUGAGGAACUUUUAAUUAUUAUCGUCGUGGAUGAUACUUCCUCGCGAGUUUGAAAGUUCGAGCGUUUUUUGUGGCAAGUUUGUAAUUAGAGGAAAAUCGCACUCGUAACUUUUCAUUCCAGCGGCUUUGACGAACUUUUUAUAGCAUAAAUCACCUUCUCGUUUUUGGCUACGUUUCUCGAAUUUGUUUGCUUUGGUCAUUCGGUAUAUCCUACGAAUAUAGCGAUAGUGUUCCGCGAGACGGUUAUUGUAACCUAGAUAAAAAAAACGAGAGAAAAGUCAUUCCAGAGGUGUCAGCUUUAAUCUUUUUAAUUCUCAUUUUAAUUCUGGAAGCUUAUGCUCCCGCUGCGUUGAGUUGUUAUUAUUGGUCGUCGGAUGAUAUUCGCCGGAGCUGCGCUGCGGUAGCACAACAACGCUUAGCAACUCGGGCGGAUGAUCGCAUUAAAUUCUCGCUCUCUCUCUCUCUCUCUCUCUCUCUCUCUCUCUUUCUCUGAUGAUGAUGCUGCUGCGGAGAGGAUAUUCUUUAGCGACGAUAAAAACGCUGCACUGACAGCACAGUAUAAGGAUCUUUACUGGGUUAAACGCGCGCAUCCGUAUACUAUGCUUAUCGAAGAUUGGAUUGUGCUAGUAUAUGCCAAACUAACUCUGUAUUAGGUUCGUUUGUGUGUGGGUGUGUGUGUGUGCAAACGAAUGCGCUGAAACAGCGAGAGGAGGCAAAAAUACACGUCGAGAUGGUUUUACUUCGGAAAAAAGAGCCGACGUCGCGCCAUUGAAAUCUCAUGCGCCGACCGUAGCGAGAAUAAAAAACUGACGAGUCACACAAGUCGCGCAGUCCCUCCUCUUUUUGAUGCGCGGAAUAACUAGAUUUAUAUAUCGUGCAUUCAUCAUAUGCAUACGAGUUGAAUUUUCCCGAAACCAGUAAUACCUUAUUUUAAAGCAACAAUAUUAUCGGCCGUCAUUGUCGCUCAGCAAAAAUACCAAGAACUAAUUCACUUUAUUCGAACAAAGUUUUCAACUCGACGCAGCAACGAAGGUCGGCGUAAUGAUAUAAUACGCGCAUUACAAUUAGCCGAAGUUUAUUUAACAACGAUGCGCCGCAAUAAGUUGUAUAUAUCGGAUUGCUUAUCGCUAGUGCUCGACUUUUUGAAAUCUUCAUCGAAGCUUAUGCAAAAUAGGCCACUUUCACUCUGCCGAAUAUGCAAAUUGGUUUUUAUCGAAAAAUCAAUAUUCGCGACGCGCGCUCUAUUAAAUAAUACAGUAUGCUCGCGGCGUUGCGCAACCGCACCUAUACUAAGUAUUGGAUUUAGAGACUGUAUACAAUUCAGUUAUAAUGUUAUGGACUUGACUACGAUGUGCAAUAUUUCAUGUAGAUAUACACCGGCGGCUUCUGCAAAUCAUCGUAAUGAUGUCUUAUUGCAAUGUAACCAAAUGCUUAUAUACUGGUCGCAAUCGGUUUCACGUCGACGAAACGCCUGAAUUAUGCGCUAAACGCAGAUUUGCUUGGCAAAUCAUCACUCGAAUAUUUCACGGUACAUUGUGCAAAUAUGUGUGACAUUUCGCGUACACGUUCCACCAGACCGAGCGCAUCACUUUUGCAAAACUCCCUUCCAAUACAGCAAUUAAUCUAUCGCAACAACUAAUAGCCCGCAGUAGUACACGCGCUAUAUCCAAACGCAAGAGAAGCCAUAUGCACAUCGGUGCAACUCGGGAGAGCAAACCAAAUCGAUGCUCUCCCGCCUAUAAUCAGUCGAAAUUAGCGUCGCGCGUCGGCGCAACUUUCAUUUCUGGCCAGAUCACGGAUCAACACACGCGACAUCUGGAAGGAAAGUCUGCUACGCGUAAGCUGAUUCGAAGAUCGCGUAUGCGCGAAAAAAAGAGCACAAGGUAUAUAUAGGUGUCCCCUCGCGCGGGAGAGGAAGUCGAUGCAAUAACCCAUGCACACAUCGAUUACAUCCUGCAAUAUCCCCUACUCUCUCAUACAUAUACGAAUCCGCGUAAAGAGCCAGGCUUAUAUACGCGCAAAUCGACGUCGCAAGAGAUCCAUAUACUGUCCAGCCGGUGCGGAGCUCGCGUCGAGUUAUAUACGCCUUUCUCUUUUUCCGCGCGAGGAUAAGAGCCCGGGAACCGGCCGCUUUCACGCCCUUUUCGCGACCGUCAGCGCGCUGCACUUAAUACCGCGUCUCAGUGCAUAUAGGACGCAUUUUUCGCUCGCGCGCGUGCUCGACCUUCGCCGCUGCGGUGAGAUAAGAUUUAUCGAGGCGAGUCUCCUUAGUUUGUCGCGCUGUAACCUGUGCCGAAGGAUUCGGAAGAGGCUGAGACCUGCUCGAGCUGCGCCGCCAGAGAUUAAACUGCGAGAGAGAGAGACGCCCACGCUCGGAUGUACCAGUGUUAUAUAUAGACGCGCGCACAUCCCAGCAUCAGCCAAGGAUGACGCACGGCUUGGAGUUUCGGCGUUAUGCCGCACUUGUCGGCUGCUGCUGGCUCUCGUUACUUCUCGGCGCUGUCGCUCAGGACCUCAGUACUAACGAAGCGGGGAAUAUCAAUACAUCCGCGUGGAGUAUGAGCAGUUUCACGCUUGAAUAGCGAUGCGCACUCGAUGGAUCGGGCUGUCGAUGCUUUUACUCGCUUUCUGCCGAUCCUGCGCAGUCUCAAGAUCAACGCAACAGGAGGCGAGCCGAGCAAGAGUCGAACGAUCGUUUGCCCGAACGACCCACCCAACACCCUGACGCGUCUCCUCGGCGUCAUCUGCGAGAAGAGCUCCGACUGCCAGUUCCUCGGAACGGAUCAGCGCUGCUGUAAGGGCAUCUGCAGGAAGGGCAACGAGCCGCCUAUUUACGAGCCGCCGCAUGGAGACGUUUUGGGAAUCCGGCGCAAAUGCCCGUCGUACACGUUCCCCGAGAGAUUGCCCGUGAAACGCUGUUCGAAAGACGAGGACUGCGAAGGCUUGAAUCGUAUUUGCUGUCCCGAUAAGAAAGAUAGAUUGCUGUAUUGUCGCACCGCAGCUCCGAUUUGGUCAGAGCUGCCGUUUCCGGAAAACAUUGACACCUUGAAGACUUUGGUCGGAUUCGUGCAGUGUCAACCGGCACCACCGUCGAUAAUCGACAUAUUCGCGCGACCGUGUAAUCGAACAUUGGAUUGCGUACCGAAUUUAUGCUGCCAAGAAGGCUCGAAGAAGAUUUGCAGGCCACCAAAGAGAUCAGUCUUGAGCCUAGCCGUUCAAGCGACAACUAGACUAAUCAAAGGAUGAAGGAAGAGAGGGCAGCGUGAAGUUGCGAAUUAAUUCAAAGAUCCAUUGUUAAGUUUUUUAAAGCUGUUUUACUGAUUUUCUGCCAUAUACAGUUGGGACAUUCAUAAACGAUGAAUGUGAGAUCUGACUAUUUCAAAAAAUCAGUCAAGCCAAUUUUAACAUCUAAUCCAGCUGUAGCAAGAAAAAAAUUAAAAAAUUAUUAGUCAUGUCGUGAUGUAUAUAUGAGAUUUUACAAAAUCAUGUAUUACUAAUUUUAAAAAUACUCUUACUCAUUGUAUUGAUACAUUUUGUACUUGUAAAUAAGUAAGCAAAUAAAGUUAUCUUAUGCACGUUGAAAAUAAAGUUAAACUAUUGAAUAAA
This is a messenger RNA of Nasonia vitripennis (jewel wasp), 8097 nucleotides long. RefSeq lists its product as uncharacterized. The transcript has 7 exons. The record is from RefSeq and is a predicted model, not a curated record. The coding region runs from base 7087 to 7737 and encodes 216 amino acids. Lineage: Eukaryota; Metazoa; Arthropoda; Insecta; Hymenoptera; Pteromalidae.